UUUGAAAUAAAGCAAUGAAAGCUUCAUUUAAAAGCUUCCUUGGCGUAUCCCCUAAAAAGAAAAUCCCGACAACUCCAAAAUCUCAAUUUCCUGCUCCUGCUGUCCAGCAGACUAUAGAAAAACCAGAACAUGAGUCUUUUAUCUGCGGUUCAAUCUAUGAUUUCAAUGCAAACCAAGUCAACCAGGGUUUUUAUAGAGACCACAUUGUAAAAGUCUCAACAACCGUUGAGGAAGAUAUAAACCUGCAAGGUACCAAUCAACGUCAACCAACGUAUGAUCUAAUAGACCAUGGCUCAUCUAAUUGGGAUACCUAUUACCAUCUUGCAACCCAAAGUAACGAGCGAUCCGGCGCAAUUUCAUACUCAAAUCAAUCUAUUUGUGCGCCUGAACUUAGAUACUCUUACAACAGCCAAAUUAAUGCUCCUGAGUCUGUGUAUAAAGAUACAUGCGUUAAACUGCCUCCAGAACCAGCUCACCAAGAACAGCAGCCAUACAAUCCGCAAACCGAAAAUACAAUUUACGAAUACAAUGAUAGUGAUACCAACUAUAGGGAACAGAAUUACGACGAAAUGCAAGUCGUUUCAAAUGAAGCAGAAUCACCGCUCUCUGGAAUCCGGGUUACACGUGUUUCAAGUCUGGCGGAAUCAGUAAGCAAUCAGAAAGGAGACAAAGAUGUUGAAGAAUCUACCGGCCAACCCGCUCAUUCGAAUGUCUUAGAUGUCUACCCGGGGUACCGAAAUUCAAUGUCGGUGUCGGAACCUAAAACAAGUGUCAAUUCAAAAGAACUGGCUAAAGGCAGUCGCAGUCAAGGAACAGUUGAAAUCGGCAGCUUAUUUCAGCAGCAAAGCGAACCGAUACUCGAACUCACUCCUGAUGAGCGAGUACUGAUUAAACAAGAGUUUUAUCUCCCUGUUAGCGAAGGCAAAGACCCGAAUGCGCCAAUUUGCAUAGAAAGUGACGACUCCUCUAUUGAAUUUCUAGUUUCAAAGAAUGCAAAAAGUUAUCAACAUCCAUCAUUUGUGAGAGAAAAACGAAAGUGUGUUCUGAAUUGCGCGAGCGAUGGUGAAGAUAACGACCUGGAAGUUAUUGAAAUACGUCCUCAAUCGUCUAACGACAACUCAAGGAGACAUAAAUGCUCGUCCAUGUGCAUGAAGAAAGUGAACUACGACAGAAGUUUAUCCAUUAAUGAACAGGUUUCGUUUUUGCAAAUACCUCUCAGAAUGUUUGGAUUUGUCAGAAAUGUGAAGGAAAACUCGCUUACAAAGAAACAGACAGUCAACUAUGAGACUCCGUGCGGAAAAAUAUUGCACAAAAUGUUCGAUGUCGUUCGGUACCUGUGUGUGGUGAAACAAGACCAGCUCAAACCAGAGAUGUUCACAUUCAGUCCUAAUGUCUCCACUGAUUUGAAGAACGCAAUACCAUUUCCGAAUCUUCCCAUAAUACUGGACAUUUCCAAAGGAAUGGAAAGAAUGCCUAUUCCUGUUGUGAAUGACUUAAAUGACGAGGUCGACAUUCCGCUCGACUUCCGCUACAUCACAACGAGAGAGUUCGAACCAAUCGCAGCCAAAGACCUCAGGAUGACUCACGACGCAGACCCCUCGUGUGAACAAUUCUUCGUAACUUGCUGUUCGUGUGAGGACUUGUGUGUCAAGACAGCUACAUGUGAGUGCCGACAGUUGACGGAGUCCUCGACCGUGACGAAGCGAACACCGGCUGGAUGGCCCGAAGCGGGUUACUGUUAUGGACGUCUGAACUACCAGUGGGCCACCGGGGUGUUCGAGUGCAACCCUAAGUGCAGCUGCAGUCCCGGCUGUGGCAACAGACUAUCGCAGCAUGGACUCACUGUGCCCAUGCAGGUGUUCAAGACUCCCAAAAUGGGGUGGGGAGUGAGAAUCACUGAGGAUGUACCCAAGGGCGCAUACCUCGCAAAUUACAUGGGUACUGUUAUGGACCCUUGUGGGGACGAACUGAAUGCGACAGGGGGUCACUCUCUGCAUCAUCUGGACUUGGACCUCCUAGAAGUUGUCGAUAGAGAAGAGGGUCUGAAAAACAGAGUGCCCAGAAGUAUCCAACCCAAGAGGGAACCGCCCCCCAAAGGGAGGAAAGACAAGCUGAAAGAGAAACAGGUUACAGUAGACGUGAACUCGGCGGCAGCUGUGGAAAGUGCAAAACUAGCCAAAAACGCCAAUGGUUGGUAA
This is a messenger RNA of Symsagittifera roscoffensis, 2198 nucleotides long. Its product is annotated as histone-lysine N-methyltransferase SETDB1-A-like. The transcript has 7 exons. Gene Ontology annotation, molecular function: zinc ion binding; DNA binding; histone methyltransferase activity. Bases 15 to 2198 code for a protein of 727 amino acids. Gene Ontology annotation, cellular component: nucleus. The record is from RefSeq and is a predicted model, not a curated record. NCBI's taxonomy places the organism in Eukaryota, Metazoa, Xenacoelomorpha, Acoela, Convolutidae.